AUGAACGAUGAACGUCCGCCGGCGGCUGUUGUUCAUGCAAAAUCAAGCCCAACGGGUGAAGAAAAGCAUCGAGAGAAUGAUUUUAAUUAUUCGAUACGGUAUAUACGAUGGCUACUCCGAAUUCUCGGUAUUUGGGACCUCAUCGUAACAGAACCAACGAGAUUCGAAAAAUACUUGUCGAAAUUAAUUUUACCAUUUGCCUCGAUAUCGAUGAUAACGCUAACCCUACCGGUUUGUUGUCACAUUAUUUUACGACCGGUAGAUCAUUUUGAAAUGAUUAUAUUGCUAGGGCCAAUUACAUUUCAAACGGCGAAUAUUAUAAUGCAUUUGGUAUUGGUACUUCGCUCGCGUACGCUUGGUCUUUGUAUCCGACACAUGGAGAAGGAUUGGCGGGGAAAUAUCGAAAAUCCAAAAGAGCACGAUAUCAUGAAGAAACACGUACGUUUUUCACACCUUUCAACGGUUGCCUGUAUUUUUUUUAUGUACGCAAGUGCGAUCGCGUAUUUCUUGAUAAUGCCGUUGUUGUCGGGGACUCGGUUGAACGCGAAAAACGAAACUGUCAGACCACGACCAUUCCCGGGUACAGACAUUUUUUUAGACGUUCAAGCCAACGUCAUUUACGAAUUGAUAUUCACAAUGAACUUUAUGUCGGGUCUAUUUCAUUAUACCGUCACGACCGUCGUUUGCAUUCUCGCCGUUGUACUCGUCAGUCAUACGUGUGGACAAAUUCGAAUCGUCGUAUGGAAUCUUGAAGAUUUUUCCAAUCAAAUAACCGAAAAAACUAACGCUGACGACCGCGUCAUCAAAGAGCGAAUCAGAAUCAUCGUGAAAAAGCAUGUUCGAUUGAUCAAAUUUACCAUAACUAUUGAAGAAGCUUUGAAAGAAAUAUUUUUGAUGGAAGUCGUAGCUUCGACGCUCAUCAUUUGCUUCAUCGAAUACGAUAUUAUAAUUGUAGCGGAUCAGAAUAAUAGUGAUUUCAUGGGUACAUUUACGUAUUUGAUACUGCUUAUCGCAUUUGCCUUCAACUUGUUUUUAUUCUGCCGAUUCGGUGAGGUCUUGAGAGAACAGAGCGGAGAAAUCGGCAAAGUUGCGUACACCGUCGAUUGGUACCGACUACGAGGAAAGACUAAACUCGCAUUCAUGAUGAUAAUACACAUGGCCAAUACUCCCUGCGAACUUACCGCUGGAGGAAUGAUGGAACUCUCAAUUGCCAGUUUUGCAAGUAUUAUAAAAACAUCUCUCGCAUAUUUUAAUAUGUUGAGAAAAAUGGGCCAAUAGGUAUCAGCGUUGAUUAAAAGUGUAGCCAAAAAUGCUUGCUUCACCACGUGUAUGCAUAAACGUAGUCGGUUGAGAGCGCCGAAUUUCUUUUUAUAAUAGCGAAUAAAAUAUUGUAACGGAUGCGUUCAACUUUUCAAGAUAAU
Messenger RNA from Venturia canescens, 1421 nucleotides. RefSeq lists its product as uncharacterized. Lineage: Eukaryota; Metazoa; Arthropoda; Insecta; Hymenoptera; Ichneumonidae. The record is from RefSeq and is a predicted model, not a curated record. The transcript has 5 exons. The coding region runs from base 1 to 1278 and encodes 425 amino acids. Gene Ontology annotation, molecular function: odorant binding; olfactory receptor activity. Gene Ontology annotation, biological process: sensory perception of smell; detection of chemical stimulus involved in sensory perception of smell. Gene Ontology annotation, cellular component: plasma membrane.